Messenger RNA from Lathyrus sativus (Indian pea), 579 nucleotides. The record is from the annotation of a GenBank genome assembly. Lineage: Eukaryota; Viridiplantae; Streptophyta; Magnoliopsida; Fabales; Fabaceae.
AUGGAAACAACCAACAAAGACGAACCAGAAAUCUCCAAACUAGAUUUCAAUGACUCCGACAUCGAAUACAUCAGUUACGGCGGCGAACACCACCUCCCUCUCAUAAUGAACCUCGUCGACGAAGAACUCAGCGAACCAUACUCCAUCUUCACUUAUCGUUACUUCGUCUAUCUAUGGCCUCACCUUUCUUUCCUGGCGUUUCAUAAGGGUAGAUGUGUGGGUACGGUGGUUUGUAAAAUGGGGGAACAUCGUAAUACUUUUAGAGGAUACAUUGCUAUGCUUGUUGUUAUCAAACCCUACAGAGGAAGAGGCAUUGCUACUGAACUUGUUACUAGGUCUAUCAAGGUGAUGAUGGAAUCUGGUUGUGAUGAGGUUACAUUGGAAGCAGAGGUCACAAAUAAAGGAGCACUUGCGCUGUAUGGUCGCCUUGGCUUUAUCAGGGCUAAACGUCUCUUUCACUACUAUUUGAAUGGAGUCGAUGCUUUCCGUCUCAAACUUCUAUUUCCUCGUCCAGAGUUGCACACGCAAUACGGAAGUCACACGCAUAGUGAUCACAGGGAUUCACAAAUUCAUGAAUGA